Molecule: messenger RNA, 1289 nt
Organism: Malania oleifera
Lineage: Eukaryota; Viridiplantae; Streptophyta; Magnoliopsida; Santalales; Ximeniaceae
Product: probable carbohydrate esterase At4g34215
Exons: 2
Coding region: 180-1136 (318 amino acids)
Source: RefSeq, a predicted model, not a curated record
UGGCGUGGCGUGGAGGGAGGCUAGACUCUAGGCCACGGGAGAAGAAGACCGAGAUGACUUUCUUCGGCGACCAAUCGUCGCUUUAAACUCUGUAACACGUAGAAAUUUGAAAAGAACCAAGAAAUUCUGUUCUGCUCUGGAGGUGGUGGAACCCAGUCCGCACGGUACGGGCAGGUUCCAUGCUGCCCUUCCUCUCAUUCCUCCUCCUAUCGAUCGCCGCCGAAGCGGCGGCGGCGCCCUCCCCAAUCACCAACUCCUCCUAUUCCUAUUCCUAUGCGCACAAGAACAUAUUCAUCCUCGCCGGACAGAGCAACAUGGUGGGUCUCGGCGGGGUGGUCAACGGCACCUGGGACCGAGUCGUGCCCCCGGAGUGCCGGCCCAGCAGGCUGAUCCUCCGGCUGACAGCGAAUCUCACCUGGGUGGAGGCGCGAGAGCCGCUCCACGCGGACAUCGACGCGGAGCACGCUUGCGGGGUGGGACCGGGAAUGCCGUUCGCGAACGCCGUGUUGAGGAUGGGGAAAAAGAAUUCCAGCUUUGGGGCGGUGGGGCUGGUGCCGUGCGCCGUCGGGGGGACCAGCAUCGGGGAGUGGGCGCGGGGGAGUAAGUUCUAUGGGGAGCUGGUGAAGAGGGCUAAGGCGUCGGUGAAGGGCGGAGGAGGGACGAUUCGGGCGUUGCUGUGGUAUCAGGGUGAGAGCGAUACGAAUAGGAUGAACGAUGCGGCGUCGUAUAAGCAGAAAUUUGAGAAGUUCGUGGGCGACUUGCGCCGUGAUCUGCAGUCUCCCACGCUCCCUGUGUUCCAGGUGGCGCUGGCGUCCGGGACGGGGCCUUUCAUAGAGACAGUGAGAGAAGCCCAGCUUGGAGUUGACAUACCCAACGUGAGAUGCGUGGACGCCAAAGGCCUGCCGUUGGAGCCGGGCAGCCUCCAUCUCAGCACUGCGGCCCAGGUCCGCCUUGGCGAGAUGUUGGCCCAGGCCUUCCUUCAAUCCACCAAUUACCCUUUGCCCAGCCCACCAACCGACCCACCAACCAGAAAUGGGGCUCCCACAAGUUUUUCUUAUUUUGUUUUGGGCUCCGUAUUGGGCCCAUUGUCAAGAAUAUUUAUCCCAACGUUACUUUCUGUAUUGUUGGUAUUUUGAAUGAGAAUCAUUCCAUAUGCCAUUAUUUAAUUUUUGGAUGUAGAAGGGGGCAGGCCCAUUGAGGAUAUGUGGGCCGAGAUGAACACUGGAUUACAAUUUGUGUUUUUUGUUUGUUGGAAUUUACACUUUCUGGCCCAAGUCCCAUUUUCUGCU